Messenger RNA from Metschnikowia bicuspidata var. bicuspidata NRRL YB-4993, 474 nucleotides. RefSeq lists its product as uncharacterized. The annotation marks the transcript as partial. Gene Ontology annotation, cellular component: preribosome, large subunit precursor. Lineage: Eukaryota; Fungi; Ascomycota; Pichiomycetes; Serinales; Metschnikowiaceae. The record is from RefSeq and is a predicted model, not a curated record. The transcript has a single exon. Gene Ontology annotation, biological process: ribosomal large subunit assembly; rRNA processing.
AAGUUGGUGCAUCCUUUUGACAAGCCAUUCAACCAGGAAACAGGCGCCAACGUGUUCCAGUGGUUUGAUUUCAAGCAGGAGCGCACAGACAUCAAGCAGUUGUGUUCCCAGUCAUUGAAGAUUUUCGAGAACGCCCGGUCAAGCUCCAGCAGCGACUUGUGGCAGUUACAGAUCAUUAUCUCAGAUGGUGUUUGCGAGGAUCACGCUACGGUGCAACGAUUGGUGAGAAAGGCCAGGGAAGAGAAGGUGAUGCUUGUGUUUGUGGUUGUUGAUGGAAUCACGUCCAACGAGUCUAUCUUGGAUAUGUCCCAGGUGAGCUACGUGCCGGACCCGGUGACGGGCACCAUGUCGCUCAAGGUGGAAAACUACUUGGACACUUUCCCCUUCGAGUUCUACGUCGUGGUGAGAAACAUCAACGAGCUUCCGGAGAUGCUCUCCUUGAUUUUGAGACAGUAUUUCUCGGAGGUGGCAAAC